UGUCCCAGAGCACGAUGACUGUUGUGAACCAAGCCAUGCUGCUGCUGCUGGCGGCGGCGCUCGGCACCAACGCAGCACCGGGCCCCGAAGACUGUGGCGGUCUGAACGUAACGCUGCCGCCAAAAGACCUGGACAAGGUUUUUGGGGACUGGGUUCUGGUCUGGGCCGUCUCUGACAACCUUAGAGCCACGGAGCUGCUGGAAAACCUGACCAGCUCCGUCAUCGAGCUCCGACUCCUCCCUGACAACUCCACGGUCGUCUACAACGAGAGGAACUUGUUCCAGGAUAAGUCGUGCACUAAGUACUUCAUCAACAUGUCGAUGCCCUCUGACUCCGACUCUGCUGCUCCUCUGCGCAGUGUCGGCGGCUCGUUCCACAAGGACGGGGUGUUGAGUGAGUUCAAUGACCCUGGGAAAGUGGAGUUCUUUGUGAGCUGCUCCGACUGUCUGAUGAUGGUCUACAGAGGAGACAUUGGCAACUACCUGCUGAGCUACAGGAGGGAGGGGCAGCAUCAGGAUGUGGAGCAGUUGAAAGCGUCCCACACUGAUAACAAGAAGCUGGCUGAGUGUCUGAGAUUCCCUCACGACAAACCGUUCAUCUACAACGGAGCUGCAGAGUUCUGUCCUGAGAAAGAGGCGGAGAAGCUUGAAAGCCCCUGAGUGAAGAGGUCGAUCGGACACAAUCAGUAAUCAAUCAACCAAUCAAUAACAAAUGAAAUAAAAGCCAAUACUGAAACCUGAUGUUUGUGUUUACUUCCUACAUUGAAGAUUUCACCAAGAGUCAAAGUAUUAUCAGCAAAAUGUCAAAAUUAGUAAGUCUUAUUACUAUU
Molecule: messenger RNA, 829 nt
Organism: Morone saxatilis (striped sea-bass)
Lineage: Eukaryota; Metazoa; Chordata; Actinopteri; Moronidae
Product: saxitoxin and tetrodotoxin-binding protein 1-like
Exons: 6
Coding region: 15-659 (214 amino acids)
Source: RefSeq, a predicted model, not a curated record